Molecule: messenger RNA, 3172 nt
Organism: Solenopsis invicta (red fire ant)
Lineage: Eukaryota; Metazoa; Arthropoda; Insecta; Hymenoptera; Formicidae
Gene: Lmx1a
Product: LIM homeobox transcription factor 1-beta
Exons: 5
Coding region: 1516-2718 (400 amino acids)
Biological process (GO): regulation of transcription by RNA polymerase II; neuron differentiation
Cellular component (GO): nucleus
Molecular function (GO): RNA polymerase II transcription regulatory region sequence-specific DNA binding; DNA-binding transcription factor activity, RNA polymerase II-specific
Source: RefSeq, a predicted model, not a curated record
ACUCUUUACUUUUGCAUGUUUUUUACCGCGAGGGAUGAACCCGUCGCUCUUCGCUCUCGCCUCGAUGCCUCGUCUAUUUCCAAUAACGAAGACAAGACACACACGGGAGGGCAGAGAAAGCUGCCAUGUUCUAUAAACUCACCUCAAAUUGAUCUAGAUUUUUGUUUUGCGUGAUCGCUUGUAAAAAAAGGGGGGGAAUUCCGGCGGUGGCACCCAAGAUCGAUGUCCGACGAGUUCGUUGAGAUACGUCACUGAAUCUAGUCGGCCGGCAAUGGUCGGCCGGAUAUUGAUCCCUGCUCGUACGUCGCCGCCAGUUGAGGACCACUGGCGUCGUUUCACCCCACCGGCCCGCUCUGGCAAGGGCGGUUCCAGGCGACUCCAAUCGCGCUUCCACCGUUAGUUCGCGCGGGGGAUAAACCCGCCCUCCUCACUCUCGCGUCGAUUCCUCGUCUAUCUCCAAUGACGAAGACGAGACACACACCCGGGCACCCACACAAACGGGACGAUAGAGAAAGCCGCGCUGCGUGGGGGAUGGGGUUGGCGGAAGGCAGGGUGGAGGAGGAAGGGUGGAAGAGGGGGAUGAUUUUCGCUGUCGGCGAAGUCGGUGGGUCUCUCGUCAAAAAAGCGACGGAGCUCGCGCUGAUGACACGUACGAAACCGUCACGUACGGUGUGCAUUCGGCGGCGCCGAUAGCGAACGGACAAGUGGAUGAGCAAGUGGACGGGAAACCGACGUGGAAACAUUGAGAGCAGUCGUCGUUUUCGUGUUCAGAAUGCGACGCGACCGUGGCAGCAUCCCGCACCCCGAGAUCGUCCGGGAAGAUCGUCGCGUUGAACUCGCACGCCGCAGCCCCGGCAGUUCGUCAUGAGACUCGGAUGACGUACGGCGUUGCCCGUAUCGAAGAACCGGUGAGGGCUGAACGACGACAUCGUUCCUACAGCCGCUCCCCGGAGAAACAAGUGUCCAAGAUCUAAUCAAAACAAAAAAAAAAACAAAAAAAAAUUGGGUGUGAAAGACUAAUUUAUCUUGGGACUGAACUGAUUUACUGAAGUGUUGACUAGAGAAGUUGUUGUAUUUCUAUAUAUGUUUAUCGCAAAGCAACGUCACACGCGAUACUCUGAUUUCGACGAUAAAUGAUAUUAGACAAACUGAACGAUUUGAAAAAUCUAUUAGCGUGACAAGCGAAGAGUGAAGUGCAACCUAUUGUCGACCUAUUGUCGAAAAACUCGAAUUCAAAGACGUUCUAUCGAGACUUGAGACUCAACAGGAGAACGUUCCAAACAAGCAGACGUGGAAAACAAAAAUAGGCGAAAGAAAAGAAGUCUACUUGCGAAAGAAAACUUUUCUUUCAGAGAUCUAAUCCAUCUCUUCGGUUUAAAGACUUUUUAUUCGGAUUAUCGUCGGUGUGUGGCCUUCAAGUGUUUAGGAUUCCAGCGAAAGCUUGCAGCAGAAACUUUAAAAAAUUCCUUGCAGCUCAAAAACUUUUUAUCUUCAAGGUUCCAGUGAAACGACACCAUGUUGGAAUUUUAUCCUCCAGCGCCUGGUUCUUUCAAUCGUCAAAGCGAACCGGGCCAACCCUUGCCGACGGUUCCACCUAUUCCGUUUCGGCCCACCACCGAUAAUAAUAAUGCAGAGCCGUCCGUUUCCGUCAAGACGGAGGCCGGCCUCCUCGAGACGAUCUGCGCCGGCUGCGGCCGCACCAUCGCCGACAAGUACGUGAUGCGAGUCGCCGAGAGGAAUUAUCACGAGGAGUGCCUCUCGUGCACGGCAUGCGGCGCGAUGUUGUCGCACUCGUGCUUCAUACGCGACCUCAAGCUCUACUGCCGUACCGACUACGAGAGGAUCUUCGGGGUGAAGUGCGCGCGAUGCAUGGAGAAGAUCAGCUGCUCGGAUCUGGUGAUGCGGCCGGUGUCCGGCUUGAUCUUCCACGUGGAGUGCUUCGCGUGUUGCAUGUGCGGCCAGUCGUUGCCGCGAGGCGCCCACUACAUCCUUAGGCAGGGCCAACCGAUCUGCAGACGAGACUUCGAGCACGAGCUGUUUCUAAAUAGUCCGCAAGAUGAUGACUUAUUGGACGAGAAUCGACCACGGGACGGCCGUCGGGGUCCGAAACGGCCGCGGACGAUUCUUACGUCUGCACAGCGACGUCAAUUCAAGGCGUCCUUCGAAGUGUCUCCGAAGCCUUGCAGGAAGGUGCGCGAAGCACUCGCUAAGGAUACCGGCCUCAGCGUGCGCGUGGUUCAAGUGUGGUUCCAGAAUCAGCGCGCGAAGAUGAAGAAGCUUCAGCGGAAGGCCAAAACGGAACCCGGAUCCGAUAAAGAGCCGAAGGAAGAGCGAAGGACAGAAAGUCCGCACAGCGAUCACAGUCAUUACUUGAACGCCCUGAACAUGCGCGAUGGGGAAUCUUCUAGCUUCCCCUCGGCCACCCAACCGCUCAACCCCAAUAACCCGUACUCGCCCGACGACGCGUAUCCGGGCCACUCGGGGGAGAGCUUCUGUAGCAGCGAUCUAUCUCUGGACGGUACGGACGGUGGCUUCGACAUCGGCGAGAACGACGGCGGCGGCGCGGACGGCAGUCAUCAGGGUGCGUCGCAUUCCCACCACGGUUCAUCAUCCCACGACACCCCGUCGCUGUCGCAGAGCCUGCACGCGGCCAUCAACAAUCCUAUCGACAAACUAUUUAUGAUGCAGAGUAGUUACUUCAGCGGCGAUCAUGCGUAAUCCAAAUUUCCUCUCUUCCUUUCACUCCCUCUCCCUUUCUCUAUCUCUGCCUCUAUCUCCUUGAGAUUCGUCGCUCAUUUCUCGUUUAAUUUUCCCUGUUUCUGUGUCUCCCCUUAUCUGUUCUACGAAACAACUUGAUUUGUCAAUGAAGCUAACGUAGCAGUCUAUUCAUUUUCUUAUGUCGAAGUAAUCGCGAUCAGUUGUUUGAAUUCAAACUUCUUUUUUUUUUGUUCUACGCUGAUCGCUGCUAAUCCGUUUCCGACGUUGUAAAAACUUUUAUUUUUAUAAUUAAUUAUUAUCCUUCUAGAUGAUCCAAUUUACUUUUAAUAUUUGAAUUUGCAAUGUCGACGAUUCUCUAAAAGUAUUUGCUUUUCUCUCCGUUUCAGAUACAAAAUCUGUAUUUAUCCUCUGUGUGUAAUAAAUACAUAUUCAUAAAAAUGCUACGAAGAACAAA